AGCGACUGCUAAACUGGGCCACAGGCAGCAACUCUUUCCUCCUCCAGUCCCUCGUCUUGGCCGUACGGCUCCAACGGGGGCUACAGCCGCAACCAAGGACGUAAAGAUCCAUCAGAAACAGAAUGCAUGUGUGAAGUUUCAUUAUUUAUGUUCAUACAGUUCUGUAUAGUUGGAUGACUAUGAUUCCACAAAGAAGAAGAACUAGCAGUUAGUAAUGCUGAUCUGGAAAACCUAAUAAUUACACCUUCCAAAAUGAAGAAAAAUUGAUUUUCUUUACUUUACAGGAACAGUUGUGCUAUGGAAAGCCCUGAGGACCUCCGUUUCUUUGAAGAAGGAUGUAGCAGCAGCAUAGUUCUUGAAAAAAAAGUUUUUAUAUCCCAAGUACCCGAAUCACAUGUUCAGCUUGCUUGUAGCCUCCAUUACUGUGCUUUUCCUUUGAAUGGAAAUGAGCUUUGCAUUUUGAAAAUCACUGAUGAUCCUGACCACCAGCCAUUACACUUAAUAGGUCAUCACCAUUCAAUUACUGCACUCACAUUUGGGAGCAAAGUCAAUCCACUUCUUAUUUGUUCUGCUUCAAGUGACUAUGUGAUAGUGUGGGAUCUGGAUGAAUGUAUGAAGAAGGUGCUAGAAGGGUUAAUGCCACAAGGUGUUGUUAUAGGAACACUCUUGGGAAUGGUACUUUAUGUCCGAUUUAGUCCAGAUGAUCAGACUGUGGCAGUAUGUGCUGGCAAUAGAAUAUAUAUGCUAAAUGCAAAGAACAAUACUAUACUUGCUGAAUUGGAGGGCCACCUGGCUCCAGUAACUGCUGUUGAGUUUUGUACUUGGGAGAAAAAUAUAUUGAUAUCAGUUUCUGAAGACAGAAGUUUUAAGGUAUGGGAUUAUUGUACUGGAUUGUUAGUAUAUCAAUCAGCAGUAAUAACAGCAUUUCCUCUUUUAAGUCUCUUCAUUGAUGAAGAAAAUAAACAGAUCAUCACUGGAUGUGAAAAUGGACAGCUGUGGACUUUCAGCUUGACUAAUGGGCAUCGGUAUCGUUGUGUGGCACAUAUCAACAUAAAGAAAGAGAGAGAGAAGUUUUACAACAAAAUAAGGAAAUCUGUACAUUUGGAUAAGUAUAAGAAUAUAUCUGCGUCCUCUUCUUCAAAUGAUUUAAGAAAUGAAGAAGCAGUUGAAUCCAUCUUUCCAGUUCUCCAAAUUGAACACUGUGACAAAUCUGCAAAUUUAGAUGAUGAAGAACCCAGUUUUUCUUGUGCAAAUGCCCGAUGUUUAUGGAUAGGAAGCUCUACUGGUUUAUUCAUAAUUAACAUGGCAAACUUUGAAUUGGAAGCAGUUCUACAUUACAGAGAUUUCAGUGCCCUCAGCAUUCAGUUUGCUGGAUCAUGUGCAUUAACAAGGAAAGCAGUCAAUGGUAAGGUUUGUUGUGUGCUAACUUCAAUAUUUGGGAAUAGAAUUGCCUUACUGGAGAUUAAUGUUGCUGCCCUGUUGAGAUCCCAACAAAAUGAACUGCUUUUAAGUGGAGAGGGAAAAGGCCUUUCAGUUGUUGCUAGGUGUUGCCUCCUAUCAACCUCUCCCUUGUGCCUGAAGAAGGAAAAAACCAACCUUGUAAAUAAGAAAGAUAUGAAGAACUCAAUAAAAGACCAGCCACUGGUAUUCCAUAACAAAAUUAAAUCAUCAGGUUACACGUCAGCACCACAAAUGACAAUGUUUUCUCCGAAGACUAAUGCAAAGCAAAACAAUUCAAAGUGCAAGAGAAGAGUCAAACGAAGAAAUGAAGAAUAUCCGCUUAUAAAAUCUCCACCAAACAAAUUUGAGAGGCAGGUUACCGUAGCUGGCAAAUCCACUUCUAUAUGCUGUAUUCAGUAUUCAGGAGAUGGAGAUCUGUUGGCUUGUGGUUUAGCUGACAACACCCUGCUAGCAUUCAAUUCAAAUCUCACAGGACCACCAACUGUUUUUUCAGGGCAUGAUGGUGCAGUUAACUCAGUUGGCUGGAGCCAUGAUAACCACUGGCUUGUUUCAUCUUCUGAAGACCGAACAUUAAGGAUCUGGUCAGUCAGCAGUGCAGAACCUGCUUUAUGUCUGGGAAAGGAAUAUUUUCAUAAACCUAUCAGAUCAGCCCAGUUUUAUUAUAUAGAUACAUAUAUACUGCUGUCUUGUGGAGCAGAGUUUUACUUGUUAAGGUACUACCUUGACACCAGCAAAGACGAGAUUAAACGAUAUAGAAGUAAGAGCAUUUGCAAAUCAAUACAGAAAUUUGCCAUGGCAUCUACAGUGGAAAUUUCCAGUCUUUCAGCCGUAAAUGAAUUCUAUUCUUAUAUUGUUCUGGCAGCUGGUAGUAACCGAGCACUAGAAGUGUUUGACCUCAAUACUGGCUGUAGCGCAGCAGUAAUAACAGAUGUUCAUUCUAGAUCAGUUCACCAAAUUUGCCAAAAUAAGGGAUCAGCUUUUAGCAGUCAGCAAUGUGAAUAUUACAAUCUCUUCUUAACAACAGCUAUUGGUGAUGGCAUCAAACUCUGGGAUUUGAGAACAUUAAGGUGUGAACGCCGUUUUGAAGGUCAUAGCAGCCACUGUCAUCCUUGUGGAAUUGCUGUUUCUCCUUGUGGACGAUUCAUUGCCAGUGGAUCUGAAGAUAAAUGUGCUUACAUAUAUGAGAGGCAUUCAAGCACCUAUUCCCAUAAGUUGACAGGACACACAGAAUCUGUAAUCAAUGUGGCAUUUAGCCCAUCAUCUCCCCAGCUCACCACAGCCACUUUGGAUGGGAAACUGCAUUUGUUCUUACCCUGAAGACCAUCAGCUUUGACAUCCUUGCCCUGCUGAUUUGAAAACAGAUCUCCCUGAAAAAAGGAGAAGAUUGGUUACUGGGCAAGCUACAAUGUAUUUGGUUAAAUUUAGUCUUCCAAAUCCUUUCUGUUUUCUGUUUAUCCCAGGAAGUCAUCUUAAAGGCUUAUUGCUGGUAAACUUAUUUGGCAAGAAGUAAUUUCAUUUGUGAAUAUAGUGAACACUUCCUGCUUCUUCUAUAGCAGAGCAUUAUAGCAUACAUUAUCUUGAAAUUUAACUUCAUCAGUGCUAUGAGUUAGGCAGUUAAAUCCAAUUGGAUCUCAUUAGUGUUAGCUAUGAUAGAGCAAUCUAUAAUAUAUCAGGGAACAUCAAAUUAUAUUUAAGAAAGCUCAUGGCUAGCAGCAUGUUUACAAUUCUGUUAUAUUUUUUGGGAUUUGCGAUGGUUGCCUUCACAACCAGUCCUUUAAAAAUGCAAUAUUUGAGCACCAAAAAACUUGGCACAUGAACAGCAGCUUACUUUGUAACACUUUUGACAACACCCAGUCCUCAAUAAUAAAAUUAUAUUCUAGUCAUUUA
Molecule: messenger RNA, 3348 nt
Organism: Sceloporus undulatus (fence lizard)
Lineage: Eukaryota; Metazoa; Chordata; Lepidosauria; Squamata; Phrynosomatidae
Gene: WDR27
Product: WD repeat domain 27
Exons: 26
Coding region: 298-2778 (826 amino acids)
Molecular function (GO): protein binding
Source: RefSeq, a predicted model, not a curated record